AUGGGUUGCUUGAAGUACAGUCUGCUCAUAUAUCACACAAAAGAAAUACAAUCUUGCCUGAAGCAAGCAUUGCAGGAUUGGAGGGAUACAAUUGAUUGGAAAAAUCGGGAAAUAAUGCUAUCUAAGGCAAAAAUAGGUCGAAGGUUUGCGAUUAUUUCUGCCGUCUUCAUGUACAUCGGCGGACUAUCUUAUCGCACACUCGUACCACUCUCAAAAGGUCGUAUGCUCACCCCAAUGAACACCACGGUGAGAGCGCUGGCAUGUCCAAGCUACUUCGUCAAGUUCGAUGAACAGGCCUCGCCAGCAUAUGAAAUUGUUUUUACCCUGCAGUUCUUCGCUGGACUGAUUACUUAUUCGGUAACAGUCGGCGCAGCCGGAUUGGCUGCAUUCUUCGUUAUGCACAUUUGCGGACAACUAAGCGUUUUAAUCGGUAAGCUCCAGCAUCUUAAUGACAUCCCGGAGCCUGAGGAUCGACUUGUCGCGAUAAUACUGGCUGAUAUCAUCGAGCAUCAGAUAAAAGUGAAAACUUUCUUAAAACAAGUAGAGAAAACUAUGCGAUAUGUAUUAUUAGUGGAAAUAACGGGCUCUACUAUACUUUUAUGUCUUACCAUGUACUAUGUUCUUAUGGAAUGGGAAAGAAGUGAUUCUACAGCUAUGUUAACUAUGUUUGUGAUUCUCACAUCUUUCACGUUUUCUAUUUUUACUAAUUGUUACGUCGGUCAAUUAUUGACAGAUCAGGUAGACAGCACUGAUAUAAUCAAUUAUUUGCUGUAA
This is a messenger RNA of Cyphomyrmex costatus, 774 nucleotides long. RefSeq lists its product as uncharacterized. Gene Ontology annotation, cellular component: plasma membrane. The transcript has 3 exons. Gene Ontology annotation, molecular function: odorant binding; olfactory receptor activity. Bases 1 to 774 code for a protein of 257 amino acids. Gene Ontology annotation, biological process: sensory perception of smell; detection of chemical stimulus involved in sensory perception of smell. The record is from RefSeq and is a predicted model, not a curated record. NCBI's taxonomy places the organism in Eukaryota, Metazoa, Arthropoda, Insecta, Hymenoptera, Formicidae.